AUGAGCCAUCUCUACGAUUCAUCUUCCAGCAGGCACACGGCAAAGAUAUCGUCCCCUCGAACCGCAUCCAGCGAUCGUAACUACACAAACUCACCAUCGCACUCGUCUUAUCAUUCUAGCGCAGCGAUGCAUGCGUAUCCGAACCACCCAUCGCCUUCAAGGCACAAAACCGAGCCUUCGGACACUUCGCCCAUCAAAGCCGAUGACGCCAGUGAGCAGCAUUCGUCCUCGUCAACUUCUGCAGCUGCAGCUGCCGCAUCGUCAUCCUCGAAAGCGAAAACAACCAAGGAGGAGACUAGAGAGGACAAAAAGGCAACGGCAAAGAGGCCACGCGAACAGUACAGCUGCGUAGAGUGCUUCCGCCGCAAGCAGAAAUGCGAUCGGCGCUUCCCCUGCAACAAUUGCAUCAAACGACGUCUGCCCGAACGGUGCGUCCCGCCCCCAUCUGCACGCAACCACCCGGAUUCUCCCACCCCAUCCGAUGGCGGUGGCAGCGUCACCCACCGCAACAGCCUGUCUCGCACUGCCUCGGAACUCCAACUCGCGUCCACCAACACCACUGGCGGCGGCGGAACCUACCCUCCAGUAGCCAAACGACAACGGCUCACCACCACUGACGACGCAGAUGCCAGCUGGGACGACCGCAAGAUCGACGACCUCGCACGCACCACGUCGAGGAUCGCGCGGCUCGAACGCAUCCUCGCCCUAAACGAUGCGUCAUAUCUCGAGCAGCGCCUGGCGCUCGCUGAAAAGGCGGUGCGGUUGAGGCUGGGCGAAGAGGGCAACGGCUCGCGUGGGAACGACUUUGGCGCCCCCGCGGACCACCAGCUGCUGUCGAGAAGAUCGAGUUACGUGGCCGAAGAAAACGAGACGGAUCGACACCCCGAUGGACACUUGGACGACAAUGAUGGUUUCCUAGGCACGUCGGCGCUCGAAGCCGUGCCGCUGCAACUCAAGAACGGUCUGCCACCAUCUCACAGCAAAGCCGGGUCGGGAGAUGUGGCCCCCCAGGCGCUACUGUCGUACAUUCACCCGAAUCCGACACGUAGAGGCUUCCCCAUCCCCUCUGCCGACGUACAGGCGAUUCGAGCGACGCUCCCCUCGCGCGACCAGUGCGAACGCUACUUUGACGCCUACUUUGCGCAUUACAACUGGGCACGUCUCCCGCUGCACGAGGCGACGCUGCGCGAUCGGUUUCGACAGUUCGUUGCCGGUGUGCCCAGCCCCUCGGACGUGCGCAUGGACGCAGAGACGCUGCCCUUUGUCGCACUCGUGCUGGCAAUCAUGACGCUUGGGUCAGUGCCCCCGAUCGUGCAGCCGCUGUCGUCUGCUACGUCGCAUGCGUUCUUUUGGGCGACCAAGAAGGCGCUCGUGCUAUGCGAGACGCUUGGACUGGCGAGCUUGGAUUCGUGCUGGGCUCAUGGGGUGUUGGUGCGCUACUUGGAUGUCAUUCGUGUCACGCGCGCCAGUUGGCACGAGAUCGGGUCUUGGAUCCGAGACGCUUUGGAUUUGGGCCUCCAUCGCGAUGGCAGCUCGUUUGGGCUACCCAAGGAGCAGGUCGCCGCACGCAGGAUCCUCUGGUCGCACGUCAUUCACAACGACCGCGAAUGGAGCAUCAUCCUUGGCCGCCCUCUCACCAUCACCUUCUUCACCACAGAGAUGCCGACGCGCGAAGACAUGGAGCCGCUCGGUUUUGCGUGCCAGACCUAUCUGCUGGCGCGCAACCGGUUCACAGCGUGUCUCGAGUCGAUUACGCACUGCUUCGAAGAGCGUUCGGCCGGUCGUGGGCCAUCGGGCCGCACAUCGAGGGCGUACUACCGCGUGCUCGAGGUGGAAGACAUGAUCGCUGAGUUUGUCGACUCGCUCCCGCCCUACUUGGCACCGAGCUGGUCGAGCUCGGGCAAGUCCAAAACUGAUACGAGUCUGGACCAGGACCAUCCGCUUCUGCCGUUCUACCGCUACCUCAUCUUGGGCGAAGUAUGCUUCUACCGCUCCUUGCUGCACAGGCCGUAUCUACUGCGUCCGGCGAGCAACGGCAAGCAUCCGUUCCCGGAAAGUCGGCGCGUCUGUGUCGAGACGGCGCUCAACGACCUGCGACUGCGCAAGGAGUACGCGCGGGUGCUGGGCAAGGAGCAGCUGGCACAGUCGUUCGGCGGCGCUUACGCGCUGUUCAACUCGGCCAUCGUCGUGGGCAUGUCGUUGCUCAUCGGGUUCAGCUUGGGCGAGCGCAUCGACACGGCGGAUCUCAACGAGCGCAUUGGGUACCUGCAGAACUUUAUCACUCAAUUGAGGCGCAACUUCGAUGCAGGUAAUGUGGAUGCGUCGGCCGAGCGCGAGCAGAUGGUUAUCGAGGUACUUGUGUCGCGGUUGGAGCCGUUCUUGCCCAGGGAUCUGGCCAAGAAGAGUCGAGGGGAGUUGGCGGCAGCGAAGGGUUCGAUGCGGGCGACCAUGAUGCAGGAUCCGCUCAGGAGGAGUCAGGCGGCUGCUGCGGCGUCGGCGGCGAGGGUGGAGCAGGAGAAGCAGGCGGCGGAUUCACUGAGGUUGCUCUCGACCAGUCUGCCCGGUACGCCGACCAUGUCAAAUAACAAUACCAGCGGAGGUGGCGCUGUUGGCAGCCAUCCUCUGGCAAACUCAGCCUCGUCGACCUCAUCGGCACUGCCAAAUUUGCCACCUUCGCAUCAUCUUGCGACUGGCUCGCCGACAUCGAUGGGUGGCAUAGGCCCCUUUGACAACGCUAGCGGAUCUUUCGCGUCUAUGGCAGCCAUGGGCGGUGGUGGAGCAGCACCGAGCGGCGCGAGUGGAUCGACAGCCAAUCCGAUCGACCCGUACGGCUGGCUGCUCACCCCGACUGCUCUCGAGUCGCCAGACACCAAGGCAAGCUCAGCGGCCAACAGCGCUGCACACACGCCAAUCGUCUCCGGUAGCGGCAGCGGCAGCAAGAUUGGCGCUACUCCUCCCUCCACCGCCACCAACCCUGCUGGCAUGCAUCCAGGUGCUGGAGGGUCCACCGCUCAGCCCAUGCGUCACCACAACAUCGGGCCUUCUCACGGUAUGGGUGGCAGCCAAGGGCAUAAUCACUUCCUUGGUGCUUCACCGGGUCAGUUUGGCGCAGGGUUCGCUGUUCCGGGCAAUACAGCGGAGGGACAGGCCAUGUUUGACUGGGAGGGGAUCUUGCAGACCAUCGGAUCCGGCUGGACGGGCGAUGGCACGCUCGAGACGGGAAUGGAGAGUCUAUUUGGUUGA
Sporisorium graminicola is the source of this 3243-nucleotide messenger RNA. RefSeq lists its product as uncharacterized. Gene Ontology annotation, molecular function: DNA binding; DNA-binding transcription factor activity, RNA polymerase II-specific; zinc ion binding. Gene Ontology annotation, biological process: DNA-templated transcription; regulation of DNA-templated transcription. Bases 1 to 3243 code for a protein of 1080 amino acids. The record is from RefSeq and is a predicted model, not a curated record. Lineage: Eukaryota; Fungi; Basidiomycota; Ustilaginomycetes; Ustilaginales; Ustilaginaceae. The transcript has a single exon.